GCGUUAGAAUCAUCACACUUGCCAUAGCUGCAAAUUCAGCUAGACAUUCAUAGAAACCAAGUAACUAUUAGUAAAGUUUAGUGUUUUUUUUGAAUAAAUUAAAUAGAAAAAUGAAGAUCUUCAUCGCAUUGAUCGCACUUUGGGGAGCUGUAUCAGCCGUUCCAACGUUAUUGGCAGGUGGUCCAACAUAUUAUACCGAAACGAUUCCUCUAAGAACACAGUUCGUCGCCCAAGACGCAAUCGGACAAUACUCAUAUGGAUAUACCGGAGACUCAUCAGCUAGAUCGGAAACCAAGUCCUUAGAUGGAGUCACCCGUGGAGCCUACUCGUACUUGGAUGCUGAUGGGAAAUUACAAUCUGUGGAAUAUACCGCGGAUGCUGUAAAUGGAUUCAGGGCUGCAGCUACAAAUUUGCCUACUUCUCCUGUGGAUGAUGGUAUCGCCCCUGAACCAGUACAAGAAACUGAAGAAGUCGCAAAAGCCCGAGCUGAACACUUGGCUGCAUUUAAAGAGGCAGAGAUCCGAGCAGCUGCAGCUCCUGAGGAACCAGAGGAAGAGGAAGAAGAAGGUACAUCAGAUGGCAUCGAGGAAAUGUCUGCUCAAGGCGCCAUUGGUGGAGAAGCACCAGCUUCCACGUCUGCUGUCGCUCCUGGAACGAUUACAGUAUCAUCACCAAUUGCCGCUAUUCAAGCCGUUCCUGCAAUUGCAGCUGUUUCUGGCAUCCCUGCCUUGGCUGUGAGAACACUUGAGUCACCAGUAUCCAGUGCAUAUUCGUACCAGGUUGAGACCAAUUCCAACCCUUCGUAUUCUUAUAGUGUGGCUACACCACUAUACUCAGCACCACUGAAAACUGUUAACACUUUGUCAUAUGCAGCUGCACCUGUGAUUGCACGAUCUCGUGUUGAUGUAAUUGGUGAUCGACAUAUCGAUAUUAAUGGACACCUCGCGUCGAAGAUGAAAGUAUUUAUCACUUUUGCAACAUUUGUGGCCGCUGCUUUUGCCUCACCAUCGCAACUAGCAGUUUUGCCUGUGCAAUCUUAUCUUCUUCCGGGAUUAAGUGCAGCAGCCCCAGCUCAAGCGCAAUACCACGCUCAGGACUCUUUUGGACAAUAUCGUUACGGAUACAGUGAUGGACUUUCGGCUAAGGAGGAAAUCAAAACUUUGGAUGGAAUCACUCGUGGAUCAUACAGCUACGUUGAUGCUAACGGUGAACUCCAAUCUGUUGACUAUAGUGCCGAUGCUCUUAAUGGAUUCCGUGUUGCUGGAACUAAUCUUCCUAAGGCUCCAAAAGAUCUCCCAAUCCUAAAGCAAAACUUACCACAGCAAGUAGAGGAAACCCCAGAGGUAGCUCAGGCAAAGGCUGCUCAUUUUGCCGCUCAUCAGGAAGCGAAAACUCGCUCUAACGAUUAUCGGCCAGCAGAACAUAUCUACGACAUGAAGGAUCUCCCAAAGCAGGUUGAGGAUACAGCUGAAGUUGCUAAGGCAAAAGCUGACCAUCUUGCUGCCCUGAAGCAUGCCGAACUUCGGAAUUCUGCAAUUGAAGAAGUUCGGGCUGCACCAGUUUACCAGGCGAACUUUGGAGUAUAUUCGUACAGUCCCGAAAUUGCAGCUCUUCCAAGUUUUAAAGCUGCCGUAGCACCUGCAGCGCCAUUGUUGGCAGCCUCUUAUAUCCCACAAUCGUACAGCUACUCUCCGCUGGCUUUGAACCCACGGUUUCUGACCCGGUCUUUUGUAUAUUAAACGGGGGAGAGAGAAUGGUUGGUUAAUUAUGUAAUCGUUACCCGAACGUUGCUAAAUAAAUAUUUUUUU
Hermetia illucens (black soldier fly) is the source of this 1808-nucleotide messenger RNA. RefSeq lists its product as uncharacterized. Gene Ontology annotation, cellular component: chitin-based extracellular matrix. The record is from RefSeq and is a predicted model, not a curated record. The transcript is spliced from 2 exons. NCBI's taxonomy places the organism in Eukaryota, Metazoa, Arthropoda, Insecta, Diptera, Stratiomyidae. Bases 111 to 1739 code for a protein of 542 amino acids. Gene Ontology annotation, molecular function: structural constituent of chitin-based larval cuticle.